This is a messenger RNA of Cynara cardunculus var. scolymus (artichoke), 1121 nucleotides long. RefSeq lists its product as uncharacterized. The record is from RefSeq and is a predicted model, not a curated record. The coding region runs from base 112 to 942 and encodes 276 amino acids. Lineage: Eukaryota; Viridiplantae; Streptophyta; Magnoliopsida; Asterales; Asteraceae. The transcript has 6 exons.
AAUGUUUGGGAUGAUCCAAAUCCGAACACCCCUAAAUCAUCAUCACCUUCCGUUGCCCUAAAAACACAGACGUUUCUGCAAGAUCAACCAAAGUAGUAGAAUUCGUAAAUCAUGGGCCGAAUUACGAUGGAGACCGCGAAGACGGUGUUGGAAGUGGCAGAAGUGGCUUUUAAAGCCGCCGAAUUCUCCCACGAACAUCACCCUCACCUUCCCCGCAACAAUGAACAUCAACAAAAAUCAGACGACGACAACCAAAAAAAGCAGGUGAAAGAAAAGGAACUGGAGGCUUUAAGAUUGGAGAAUCAACGACUCAGAGGCUUACUCGAACAGAACCUCAAACUCCUUCAGAACAUAUCCGAAUCGCCUUGCUUAUUGGAGGAUUGUCCUCCUGACCUGCAUUCUCGUAUUAUGGAUACUGUGGAAUCUCCCAAGUUCUUGAGUCAACUUAAGACCCUCCACAACAAUUCAGUUGAUGGUAUACCCUGCAGGUUUUCUCUCAAUGAUGCAUCAGGAAUGGAUCUUGAACUAGAUGAAAUUUUAAUUAAUUUUGGCCUUGAAGAACCAAGUUUGUGGAUAUGGGUCUCUGAUGAAAUGGUCCAUGGUAAUGUUGAAGAGAAGAGUGGGAUUGAUAAUGAGAAUUAUGUAGUUAUUAGCCAGGAACAGGUGGUGGAUGGCAUUGCCAACUUUAUGGCUAGAUGUAUUCUGUUAAACCCAAAGGCUAAGAAUUUGGCACCUGAGGAGAUGCAGAAGACCCUGGCCAAGGCAUUGGGUGGCAAGAGUAAGUUUGAGAAGAUAUUAGACAUAUGGCAAGCUGGGGAGAUGUUUUAUUUGAUGGCAACCUGGGGACUUGCUCUAGCAGGGUUGUACCAGAGUCGAGCAGUGUUAAGAGUUGCUGCUAGGGGCGUUCAUGCAACAAGCAAAGUUGCUAUGAGGGCCUUUUAAGGGUUGAAUUCUUGAUGCCUCUUGGUCAUGAAGUGUAAAUAUAUGUAAGUAAUAUUACUGUAUCUUUGCAAUUUGAAGAAUUCUUUUAUAACUUGGUUUUCAUCCUCAUUGUAAGACCUGAUUGCUUAAGCUUUAAAAAUGGCAUUGUAAAUAUACCAUCGACUUGCUUGUUAUCCUUU